CGUGCGGUGAUCGUGUCAUUCUCGAGUUUGUCUACGGAUUUCAUCGGUGUAUCUCCUUUCGGGUCUCGUGGUGCGAAAUAAUCGGUUUUUUUACCGUUUUCGCGUCGUGAUCAUCCUCGUUGACGUGUUGUGGACAACAUCGUCAGCGACCUCUUCGUCUAGCUGCGUGCUACUGGGCUGCAAAUUUUUCAAGCCACGUGGCCGAGACGUAUCUCGGCAUAAUUAACAUCAUUACGUCCAAGAGCGAACCAACCACUAUGUCGAAGCUCUACGUGGGCAAUCUACCGUCGGAUUGUAAUGAGAGUGCCCUCCGGCAACUCUUUCAGGAUCAUAAUUUGUCGUGUACAACAAUCUUGGUGAAACGAGGCGGAUACGCAUUCGUUGAUUGCACGGAUCAGUCUGUGGCCGAUCGUGCAAUCGACAAACUUAACGGAUAUACGUAUCUCGGAUCAGCCCUUGUCGUGGAGCCAUCUGUAGCCAGUGGACCUAAGAAACGUACUUCAUCCUCAAAGGUAAUCGUGAACAACUUCCCAGCUCAGGCCAGAAUAGAAGAUAUCGAAGCUUUAUUUUCGAACUGUGGACAAGUGCAGUCCGUUGAAAAGUUAUCCUCCCGAGACCCCAACACCCAAACCGUCCUAAUCAGUUAUGAGACGCAGGAACAAGCACAACAGGCUGUGAACCAAUUUAAUGGCCACGAAUACGAAGGUAGCCCACUAAAAGUGGAAAUGUCUACGGUGGAGAACCGACGAAGAGGCCGCAGCCAGCGAAGCGGCGUAGCUUAUUCAGGAGUUUCGGGUUCUGGGCGGCAAGCAGAUUUCCCGCUUCGUAUUCUCGUUCAAUCGGAAAUGGUAGGAGCCAUAAUUGGUCGUCAAGGAUCGACCAUACGUCAGAUCACUCAGAUGACGCGCGCACGAGUAGACGUUCAUCGAAAGGACAGUCUUGGCGCGGCAGAGAAAGCCAUCACUAUCUAUGGUAAUCCAGAGAAUUGUACGAACGCCUGCAAGAAAAUCAUGGAAGUCACGCAGCAAGAGGCUUACGGUUUGAGUAAGGGUGAGAUAUCAUUAAGGAUCCUCGCGCACAACAAUUUGAUCGGUCGAAUCAUCGGAAAGGGUGGCACUACCAUUAAAAAGAUCAUGCAAGACACCGACACCAAAAUAACCGUAAGCAGUAUCAACGAUAUCAACAAUUUCAAUCUUGAACGCAUCAUCACGGUAAAAGGCAGCAUCGAUAAUAUGAGCAAAGCCGAAUCGAUGAUCUCCAACAAAUUGCGUCAGAGUUACGAGAACGACUUGCAGGCAAUGGCUCCCCAGAGUUUGAUGUUCCCGGGACUCCAUCCCAUGGCGAUGAUGUCCACUGCUGGGAUGGGAUACAGUUCACGUGGUCCUGGUUUAUACGGUUCUGGCCCAGCUCCCUAUCCGUAUCAGGCUAGUUUGCCGACUCAACAGGGUAUUCCGAUAGGCGAUACCCAAGAAACUGCUUUCCUUUAUAUUCCAAAUACCAGCGUAGGUGCCAUAAUAGGAAGCAAGGGUUCUCACAUCAGAAACAUUAUCAGAUUCUCCGGCGCCAGUGUGAAAAUCGCACCUAUCGAGCAGGAUAAACCUGUGGAUCAACAAAAUGACAGGAAAGUAACCAUCGUCGGGUCUCCCGAAUCUCAGUGGAAGGCUCAAUACUUAAUAUUCGAGAAAAUGCGCGAGGAAGGAUUCGUAGCCGGGACGGAGGACGUCCGAUUAACAAUCGAAAUUCUCGUGCCGAGUACUCAAGUUGGCCGAAUCAUUGGCAAGGGUGGACAAAAUGUUAGAGAAUUGCAACGUGUAACUGGAAGUAUCAUAAAGCUAUCGGAGCAACAAUCUACAUCUCCUUCUGCCGACGAAGAGGCCACCGUCCAAAUAAUUGGCCCCUUCUUCUCUGUUCAGUCGGCACAGAGAAGAAUUCGCGCCAUGGUUCUACAAUCCUCUGGUGCACCUGGAGCAGGUGUUGCUGGCUCACGCGCUGGUCGUGGUAGCAGCCAAGAAGCUUCACGUUCUCGAAGAGACGGCAGUGCCACAUCUCAACAAGGCGGUACAACGACGCAACAACAUCCGACUCAGCAACAGUCGAGCACUUCGCCCUCCAGCCAACAGCAGCCACAAAAUCAGUAACAUCACUGAAACUUACCUGACGCCGACCAAAACGCCUCUCGGAAUCCGUUUUAAUCGCCGGGGUGGCCUCGUCGCUUUCACAUUCUCUUCUCGUCAAGAGAAGGCUACGUGCGACCUCCUUCUCGCGGGCUAUGUAUCCUUCGAUGUGCAUAACACGGGGGGCACAUCACGAAAACUAUUAGUUCAAAAUGUCAUACAAUAUAUAUACACACGCAAUAGGAUUCGAUAAUCUUCAAAAUCGUAUAAGUUUGAUUCAGAACGGUAAGAGGGGGAUACGAUCGAUGGCGCGUUUCUUUUCUUGUUUUUGGUGUUUUUUUUUUUUUUUUUUUUUUUUUUUUUAUCUCCUUUUUUCCUUUUUAUUUAAGUUUGGAUACGCGAGUUCAUAUAUCGUAAGAGUCUUUUGUCGCUAUUUUUCGAGAAUGUACGAAACAUAGAGCGUCGUUUUUUUUUUUUAGAUAGAUUUUUGUAACAGAAUACGCUAUAAAUUAUUGACUUAUUGCCAUUGAUCGUGACACUCGGCUUACAUCGCUAUUAAUAAAGAGUCGAACGGCUCGGGAUACACAGCUCUGAGGUAAAAGCGAUGCAGGGUACCGCGUUGAAUCAGACGGAAGUGCACGUCAGCUAAUCGAAACCGCAUCACGCGAGACGAGGUGAGACGAAAAAUUCCUGCCUAUUCGAAGCAGGAAUUAAGUUAUAAUCAAUUCUUCCGUCGAAAAGAUACACAGGCCGUUCGCUCACUUCUUUCUACGCGAAUUGCGACAUGUUUCGUUGCGAGUUCGCUUUUAUCAAGAGAUAAAGCGACGGGUGAUACUCAAACGAAGCGAUUUCGCAGCAUUAACGAAACCACCUCGUCGAUGAAAUAGGAUACGACGAUAAGAAAAAAAAAAAAAAAAAAAAAAUAAGCAUACACAACCUUAUUACCUCAUUCAUUACGGUUAAAGAUUUAAUAUGAUAAUGAAAAGUGAAACGAGAGAAAGGAUAAAAAUCAACUAAUCUUUAAAAAAAAAAAAAGAAGUCUACCUAAUAUUAAAGUUAUAAUAAUAUACAGAGAAGUUAAGUAACGAUUACACAAUUACGUUAUACAUGUUACUACAACUAUUA
This is a messenger RNA of Apis laboriosa (Himalayan honeybee), 3239 nucleotides long. RefSeq names its product insulin-like growth factor 2 mRNA-binding protein 1 (gene Imp). The transcript is spliced from 8 exons. Gene Ontology annotation, cellular component: nucleus; cytoplasm; cytosol. The record is from RefSeq and is a predicted model, not a curated record. The coding region runs from base 258 to 2138 and encodes 626 amino acids. Gene Ontology annotation, molecular function: mRNA 3'-UTR binding. Gene Ontology annotation, biological process: nervous system development; regulation of gene expression. Lineage: Eukaryota; Metazoa; Arthropoda; Insecta; Hymenoptera; Apidae.